CGUCUUUGUUUCCUACAUAACCUAUAAUAUUAAAGUUUGGAAAAGUAAUAUUAGCAAAACAAAUUAUUAUUUUAUUAAAAAUCACUAUUAUCAAUAUGUCAACAUAGUACAAUUUCAAAUUAAUGAAAACGAAAACCCUAUUGUCAUACUCAAAGAUGGGUUGAAAUUCCUAAUACCAGUGUAUAUUUAAAAAAUAUGUGUUAUGCAGAAGAAAUUGAUAAACAGGCUUCACCAUUACAAUCUGCAUUUGCCGGCGGAGCGGCUGGUGCUGUAACAAGAGCAAUAGCACAACCCUUAGAUGUAUUAAAAAUAAGAUUUCAAUUACAAACCGAACCUAUAAAACUAGGCUCUAAAUACAGUUCAAUAAUUCAAGGGUUGUCAUCAAUUAUAAAAGAAGAAGGUUUCUUCGCACUAUGGAGCGGGCAUAUACCGGCUCAAUUACUUUCAAUAUCUUAUGGUAUUCUACAAUUUUCUACAUUUGAAAAACUUACAGAAUUAUGUAAGAGAUCAGACCCUAACUUUUAUAUUGAACAUAAACAUUGGUUGAACUUUACGAACGGGGCCACCGCGGCGACAAUAGCUACGAUAGUGUCGUUCCCUUUUGAUACUAUAAGGACAAGACUAAUUGCUGAACAAAAGACACAAAAAGUGUAUAAAGGAUUUAUAAAUGCUUUCUCUAUAAUUAUUAGAACUGAAGGCAGUAAAGCAUUGUUCAAGGGUCUAGUACCAACAUUAGCUCAGAUAGCUCCACAUGCAGGGAUACAGUUUGCGGUGUACAAAUUGUUAACAGAUAACAUAUUUAAUAGGAUAAAGUUUUUUCAGAGGUCUACAACAUUCGGAGUUAUAGAAUCGUCAUUAUUAGCUAAUUUUCUAGCAGGUGGUAUAGCUGGUAUUGUAUCUAAAACUGCUAUAUAUCCAUUUGAUAUUGUUAAGAAAAGGUUGCAGAUACAAGGUUUUCAGCAACAUAGAAAAGGUUUUGGUAAACAAAUGUAUUGCAAUGGUUUAUUGGAUUGUAUAAGGCUUACCAUCACAGAUGAAGGGUUCUUAGCACUUUAUAAAGGUUAUGGGCCCAGUGUACUUAAAGCUAUUUUAGUUUCAGCUUUACAUUUUGCUGUUUAUGAUGAGAUUAAAUACUUUUUGUUGAGAUUAUAACAUUAAGAUAUGAAAUAAGUAAGAUUUGAUGUACAGUCAGGUGCAUAAGUAUGUUUACCAAGCUAAAGAAACUUGCAUAUGCUUUCAGUUUCAAAACUUGUCUUUCUGUACGCUUCCUACUGUGAACACAUGUUAUUGAAUGAUUAGUGCAUAAACAUAUUUGUUACAAGACCUAUAAAGUUUCUAAUGUUUGUUAAAUAUAUACAAUAUUUUUGCAGUUGACUGUACAAUCACUUAGCUAAAGUUGUCAUGUCAUCUUAUAAAAAAACAUAAAGAUAAAUUGAGUACCUCCUUCUUUUGGGAAGUAGGUCAUGAGUUUUAAAAUAAGAAUAUAGUCAUAAAAGCAUGUAAGUUGUACAUGGUAUACUAUCCAAAGAUUAAAAUAUGCUGAGACAAAGAGUAGAGAAAGUUGUUCUAGUUUAAGUUAUUUUAAUUUGUAAGGCUAAAUUGGGUCAUCUUUUUAUGUCUUCAGACUUUGUUAGAAUACCCUGCUAACAGCACCUGAGAAAAUAUUUCUCAACUAAAUAGAUUCAAAAUGAAGUCUUUAUUUUUUUAAAAAUCAGCUGCAUAAAUAUGCAUACAUUUACCAAGCUAAAAGAUGUGUAAAUGUGGAUUUAAAAAUUCAUUACAUCACAUAGACUAAACAAGCUGCAGUAUUUUUUUCAUUAGUAUUUCUGCCAAAUAAAUUCAGGAUUUUCCUGUGUAAUAAAGUAUUAUUUAUCAAAUAUGGUGAUAUAUUGGAUCUAUUAAAUUGUAAGCCAUAAAGUAAAAGAAGAAAAAUUUAAUUACAAAGACUAUAAUAUAAUUAUUUAAAGUGCAACAAUGUAAAAAGGUGCUUUUUAAACUGUUUUGUUAGUGUAGUCGUUAAUAAC
Messenger RNA from Papilio polytes (common Mormon), 2024 nucleotides. RefSeq names its product mitochondrial thiamine pyrophosphate carrier-like. Gene Ontology annotation, molecular function: ATP:ADP antiporter activity; thiamine transmembrane transporter activity. The transcript has a single exon. Gene Ontology annotation, biological process: mitochondrial ADP transmembrane transport; mitochondrial ATP transmembrane transport; thiamine pyrophosphate transmembrane transport. Gene Ontology annotation, cellular component: mitochondrial inner membrane. Lineage: Eukaryota; Metazoa; Arthropoda; Insecta; Lepidoptera; Papilionidae. The coding region runs from base 196 to 1152 and encodes 318 amino acids. The record is from RefSeq and is a predicted model, not a curated record.